Mytilinidion resinicola is the source of this 2518-nucleotide messenger RNA. RefSeq lists its product as uncharacterized. Lineage: Eukaryota; Fungi; Ascomycota; Dothideomycetes; Mytilinidiales; Mytilinidiaceae. The coding region runs from base 78 to 2336 and encodes 752 amino acids. The transcript is spliced from 2 exons. The record is from RefSeq and is a predicted model, not a curated record. Gene Ontology annotation, cellular component: nucleus. Gene Ontology annotation, molecular function: zinc ion binding; DNA-binding transcription factor activity, RNA polymerase II-specific; RNA polymerase II cis-regulatory region sequence-specific DNA binding. Gene Ontology annotation, biological process: DNA-templated transcription; positive regulation of transcription from RNA polymerase II promoter by galactose.
CGAAAAAGACCAGCUCUUCCGAAGGGGUACUGCAAUGCGUAUCACUCCCUAAAAGCCAUGAUUUCCGAGAGUUCGCCAUGUUUGCAACGUUCAAAGGUGUCACCACCGCCUCAACUUUCAGCAACGAGGGCACGCCAAAGGGCGCGAAGCGGAAGCGUACGGCGGUCGAUCGAGCUUGCGACCGAUGCCGCCUUAACCGUAUAAAGUGUGAUAUUGAUCGCCCAUGUCGUAACUGUCAAUCAGCUGGUCGCCAAUGCAGCAAUGAUGGGUCUCGAGAAGUCCUCAAUCUCCCAGAAGCCAAUAGGGAGAUCGAGAAGCUGAGGGCACAAGUCGCGGAACUGGAAGCCCGUGUACGAGAAAAUGCAAUACAAGCGGCAUCAAUGCCCCUCAGUCCGCCUUCUUCCGAAGCUACUCCGGUCGCUUCUGGAAAACGGGAGCGUAAGAGAUCGAAUCAGAAGGGUGCCUGGAUUUCCGACCCAAACAGCCAUCAGGAUCAUUAUUUCGGACCGCUCUCCUCGCCCUAUUUCGUGCACCGGAUGCAGAAUUGGAUGAACAAGACCUUUCUUCAGGGAGGCGUACCGGAUUUAUUGCAGUUGAACUCAGCCAGUUCAACAUGUGCUAUGCCGGCGGACCUGCUACUUCAAAAGACUAUCUUACUGCAGCAUUCAACGGGUUCGGAGGAGCGCCAUGUGGGACACAAUCUAAGCAGGCUCCAAGAGGAGUGCUUCGUGAAUCUGUUUUUGCAGUCGAACUACCUUCUCACACCUGUAAUCGACGAACCAGACUUUAGAAGCUAUCAUGCCUCUCUUUGGACUGCAGCUUCACCAGACUCGGAAGGAUCUCGGCUGCCAUCUCCCCUCGUCGACAUCAUAGUGGCCCUGGGCAUGCAGUACGGCGACCAUCUUACAGUUCCAGUCGGCGAAGUAUCUGAUAGCGAUGCCGACUCAAGCAUUGGAGGAUAUUGGCUCUACCGACGCUGUGAGCUGCUCUUGUCACAGGAGCGUGAAUAUCCGUCCAUACCAACCAUUCAAUGUCAGAUAUAUUGUGUGGUCUAUCUGAUCAACGCGUCAUUGAUGAAUAUGGCAAACACUACACUCGCAACUACUAUACGGAUGGCCCAUUCCUUGGGACUGCAUCUUCCGCCUCCGGAUGUUUCUCCGAAUCGUAGAAACCUACUGAAGCGGAUCUGGUGGAACUUAGUAUUUGUCGACAGCAAGUUUUCGAUGAGAAUUGGCGAACCAUUUAUGGUCGAUCCGUCAGACGUCGCUUUGAGUCUGCCAACCAAGGACGAAGAUAAAGCAGCGAUAGGCGAAACAAGUGUAUUUACCUACGAGGACGUCAAUCUCUUUACGUAUUCUACGAUAAGUGUGAAACUUAUCCUAGCAGCUCGACACGUGUAUGAAGGAUUGCACGAAAAGUAUCUGGAGGUGCUGGAGAACAACGAUGGAAAAGAUAUCUACGACAACCCCAGCUUUCUCGAGGAAUGCGCCAGAUCGAUUCCUCCAGCUAUGAAGGCUCUCAAAGAUUGGACGCUGGAGGUAUCUGAUGCCCUCAAGAUUCAACGAAAAGGCUCAGCAGAGCCCUUCUCCACCAUUCGGGAUCCUCUGGACAUUGAUCAUUCAGCCCCAAUCUGGCUACAGAGACAGCGUCUACUCCUAGAACUACUUUAUCAUAACCUAGUCAUGUCACUCCUUCGACCAUUUAUUCGAUUUCACCCUGGAACCUCUUUCCUAACGCCCGUCGCAUGCGCACUAUCGAACUCGUGCAUCAAUCACGCAGCUGUCACUAUUGAUAUUGUUAGCCAAGUCCUCACCGAAACCGAUAUCCUCAAUAGUUGGCAUCAGGUCUAUCACUACACAUGGGACGCUGCACUCUCGAGCAUCGGUUUCGCGCUUGCCCAUCCGGUCUGCCCAUUCACACCAACUGCGCGGAGGACCAUCAACACUUCGAUAACCUGCUUUGACAAAUUCGCCGCCCAGAAUCUCGCAGCGGCAAAGCGUGUCGCCGAGGUAGUCCGCUCGUUCAAUUCCAUGCUCGAUACGCGGGCUAUCAACCUCCGUGGUACCGGCCCAAGGACCAGCCUGUCCGCUCAGCCUACACCGCUUUCACCCCGCUUUGCUUCCUCGACAAGUCUACAGCAGCCAGGAAAUCCAGCAGCUCAAGCACCGUUAAGGCCGCAGUCCGUGGGUCUGUCAGACAUCGUCUUUUCUCCCGGAAUCUUAGCUUCAGACGCCCCGAGCUCGGACUUCCCGUGGGACAUGUUCAGCGUGUUUGAUGAGGAGACUUAUUUAAGGGACGCAGGAUCAGGCGGAAUGGAGAAUGUAUGGCCAAAUUGAUAUCAUUUCACUCGGCUACUUGUGUAAGCUCUCCCAAUCGCAUUAGUGGGCAUACGCAGACUUUUUUUCAACAGCACUGUCUCGUAACACUUUGUCGAGCCGAAGAUAGCAUCACUUUGACGAUGUUGUUGGACGGUGCCUUGCCAAAAGUCUGGGCACUUGGCUUUCUCGCUGCUUGCCCC